AUGAUUCUGAAGCCCAAGCUCGAUGCCGUCGUCGGGCCCGCUGGGAAGAGGCAGGCGAAGGCCUGCGAGCCGCAGGUGAUGCUGAAGUGGCUGCGCUCUCCCCCGUCAGGUGGUGUUGACCCUCCGCGCGGCAGUGGCGGUGGUAGCAGUAAUGGCGGUGAUAGCAAAGGGAAUGGUGCCGCGGAUGUUUCCGCCAUCCUCGUGUCUGGUGGUGCCGGGGGCACGGUGAACAUUUGGCAGCUCACGGCGAAGCACUUGGACAUCCUCAACACUCUCCCGGGGCAUACCGGAGCUGUCACCUCGGCGUGCGUCCUGCCACACCCGGAGGUUUUCGUGACUGGCUCGUUGGAUGCUGACAUCCGAGUAACCUACAAGGCUGUCAGAUACUGGCGAAGGGCUGCACAGUUCACGCGCGUCAUGAAGGGUCACAGCCGAGGAGUCGUCACCAUCGACUAUAGCCCCACUCAGCGGGUCAUAGUCAGCGCGGGGUUCGACCACGACAUCCUCGUCUGGAGCCCUGUUGCAGGACAGGUCAUAUGUCGGCUGUCGGGCCAUGGGUGCUCCCUUGUUGCGGCCAGGGUCAGCGCCGUUUCGUCGGACGUCAUCUCCGUCUCCAUGGACGGCAUAAUCAAGGUGUGGGACUCGGCCAACUUCAAGUGCGUUCAGACGAUUCGCUCCCACCGUCAGCAGGAGAAGAGACCGGGGGCUUCGUGGUCAUCCGCCGGUAGAGGUGGCGAGGGCGCGGGGCACGGAGGCGGCGGCGGGAAGAUGCAACGGGGAAAAGCCAGCCAGGACGGUGGGGGGACGAAAACGAAAAGCAAGGCCUCGUUCGCACCCGGCGGAGAUGGCGUUGUGGACCUUUUCCUGUUCGAGGGUGAGACCAGCCGUCUUCUCGUGUGUCGCGGCACCGAGCUGGACUUUCACGACAACGGUCGGGCGGGAGAGAAGGACGUCACCGACAGCAAUCAGGUGACCGAGCUGACUGCUAUCACGCCUACAUCUUUCUUACAUUCCUUCGAGUCUGUGCCACGUUUGUUCCUAAUGACAAACAACAACAACGGGCGGGCGGGCGGGCGGGCGGCUAGGACCUUCCCGGUGGCGGGCAAACAGUCAAGUAUUGAUAGCUGCCAAUCUGGGCUAGGAGCGGCGGGGGGCGUAGAUUUCUCCCGCGUCGUCGAUGUUAUUGGCGACGGCGGCGACGGCGGCGACGCCGAAGGCACCGGCCGUUAUCGCCUGGUGGAGGCAGGCGAAGCUGAAGAGAUCACAAGCGCGUGCAUUGACUCCCGCGGGCACCAGAUUGUCAUGGGUUUCAACACAGGACGCGUGGCGUGUGCACGGUACCUCACGGGACGGCUCGUGGGACAGCUGGACUUCCAUCCCGGGGAGGUGACCGAUGUGGCGGGUGUGUGGAACGAUGCAUGCGGGCUCCUGGCAGCCGGGUCGGAGUCACCCCUAUUUGAAAAACAGCAAAACCUGUCCUUCAGAAGACGCGCGGUGAAGCAGCUGAUGGUCGGUGCAAAAAUCCUGCGCGCGAAGAAGACCUUUCUGACGACGCUCGAGUCUUUUCGAGGGCCUAACUGGAGAAGCGACCCGAGCCGCGGCGGUACGGCUGGAGAAGCUGCAGCAUGGAGCGGAGCACCGACAAUCACAACGGUCACGGACACCAACAGCAGCACUAGUACGCUGCUUACUCGAGAGGGGGGAGGGACAGAUACGCCAUCGGGGGUUUCCUCAAAUAUGGGAGGACAACCAACGGGAGGACGAGGACAAGGACAAGGCGGUAGAGCAAGACAGCCCGGGAAGAGCGACAGGAAAAUAUUCAUCGACGACGACGAUAGCAACAGCGGCUUUGGAAACGAUAAAACAAGCGAACGUCAGAUCGCCGCAAGAUCUGGCAAGGGAAACCACGGCAACAACGCAAGAAGCGUCAGAAUCGCUGGCGUCGGCGGAGCUAUCGCGGAAGACGCCGACUUCACCGAAGAAGACAGGGAAGUGACACAACAAGCGGGCGGCGGCAAGGUCGAAGAGCUGAGGUCGCCUCGAGCAGUAGCUGAAGCACCUGCUGCUGCCUCUGCCACCGUCGGGGGGAUGACACCAACACCGCCUGCGGGGCAGAGACCGCGACCGUCGUCCUCGUCCUUGUUCAAUAAGAAGUUCGCCAAGCGCUUCUUGCGCAGCGGCGGCGGCGGGGGCGGCAGCAGCAGCAGCAGGAGUGACAGGCUGCGACAGCGCGAUGGAGAAGAUCAGGAGAAUCCCCUCCGCCGCCGCCGCCGCCGGCACGUUCAAGGCGGCACCGGCGGGGAAGGACAAGGACACGACGGCGGUGGAGCCAACAACAAGGGCGGGGGUGAUGCAGGAGGGAAGAAAAGCGAUGGGCAGGGUGGGGACGGUGGGAGGGGGGGGAAAGGUGCACCGGUGAACAUAGGGAGCCGGUUCAGGAGCCACAUCACGACCGUGGCCGUCAGUCACAUGUACCAGCUAGCUGCAACGGGCUCUCUGAAUGGCAACGUGAUCGUGUGGGAUGUGCAGAAGGGGCCGUCUACCUGCGGUCUUGCUACCCUAGAGGCGCACAACGGGUACCAGGUAAACAGCAUCUGCUUCUUAGAGCCGCAUGCCGCGCUAGUCACGUGCAACCUGGAGGGAACAAUCGCUAUCUGGCGGAUGGGCCCCGCUCCCGAUCCCCUCAAAGACUAUCGCGGCUCGGGCGAGGAGAGCGGAGAACAGGGCUUCGGUGAUGACGACGACAGGAGCAUCGAUGCGACCACAACUGCCGCGGGAAGAGCAGCCCGCGGCACGGGCGGCGGUGACCCUGUCGUUGCUACAAUACGCGCGGGCAACAAGGGAAGGAGAAGGGCCACGGGCGAGCGAAUGGCGCCUUCUUCGGAAUGGCGAUGCGUCGCGCUGUUCUUCAACAACAACACCGCUCCGUCACACGCUGCGCCCGCCUUCCCGGGGGAGGGUCUGGGAGUCGGGGGGUGUUCGGAAGGGCAGGAGGUGCCGGUGUCGGCGGCGGUGAACAGCCUGGCGUGGAGCAGCCUCGAGGAGCGACUCUUCACGGGAGACACCGUCGGGAAAGCACGGCGAAACAGUUUGCGAGAAAGAUCACAAGACGACGAAUUAUUGCUACAUCUCCGGACCACGUGUUCGAUACAGGUGUGGGACAUCAAAGGCGCGUUGACGUCGCCAGGAACAGAGGACGAGUCGCGGCAGGUGGCCAAAACCAGCAAGGACGAAAUAAGCAAAAUGGUUCACAACGACAGCAGCAGUAUUACCAUCGACAGCAGCACCACUAGCGGCGAGGACAAGGAGAAGGAGAAGGAGAGGAACGAGAACGACGACAAGCAACAGAACAAUACUGCCAACGACGACUACAACGACACCAUCACUACAACUACAACCAUCACCACCACAGACAACCCUGACAACAUUAACAACGACAUCGACGUUGAUAUCAAUGCCAUGGUCGCCAUGAAACAUGAGGAAGGAGAAAAUGAAGGGCCGGAAACCCAGUCGCACCGAGGUUCCGCCCAGUUGACAGCAUGGAUCCCUGCCCCCUUCAUGGCACCGUUAGACGCCAACCUGCGCGAUGACCUCUCUUCGAUGGGGCCGGCGAACGGCGACGACACCAGCAGCGAUGAGGAUGACGGCAUCGGGAUGAACGGAGGGAGCAAAGCCGCAGGCACAAGCUUUUCCGCGCACGGGGAACACUCCACGCUUUGGUCGUCGGAGUUCAGCGAGAGCAUCAGCGGUGAAGACUACGGGGACAGGUUCGGGCGCGGCAUAGGCCUCCAGUUCGUCCGACGGAUGGAUGAAUGGAGGCCUGGUAAGGAGGGUCGCCAAGAGGUCAUCAAGGUCAAGGUGUUCGAAGGUCAGAGCGUUUCCUUUCGGGGCGUGGCGAUUGUGGGUCAAGAUCGCCCCCAUCCGGGUGCCGACAACCACGGUCGUUAUCGUGGAAAUGGACGACGGCCGACGACGAAGUCUGGCACGGUGAUCGUGGCCACGAUAACCCCUGAUAAGCUCGUGAGGUUCUGGACCUCCGAUGGGAACCUUCUGGGAAGCCUCGACCAGGCUACGUACUUAAUCAAGACCGGAAACGUCCUGAUUGGGGCUUGA
Molecule: messenger RNA, 4113 nt
Organism: Ectocarpus sp. CCAP 1310/34
Lineage: Eukaryota; Phaeophyceae; Ectocarpales; Ectocarpaceae
Source: the annotation of a GenBank genome assembly